AUGAAAGAACCACUACAGGAGCUUGCAGACAGUGUCGAUCCAGAAAAGAUCCGUGUAUUAACAGUACCAAAGGCCAAUAAGCGGCUACAGAUGGUCGCUGGUAUUAAUGCGACCACAACAGAAAUCAUUGUAUUUGCUGACGACGAUGCUAUCUGGAAACCUACCAUGCUUGAUUAUAUCUUGGCUUGUUUUGAGGAUUUGAAAAUGGGAGGCGUUGGCACCAGUCAAACGGUGCAUGCUGUUGACCCCAAUGGUCGCCAAACGUUAUGGGAGAUAUUAGCAGGUUUCCGGUUAACCAGCCGUAACAUUGAAAUUGCAGCUUCAACACACAUUGAUGGUGGCAUUUGUUGUUUAUCAGGACGCACAGCCGCUUACCGUACUUUAAUCCUUAAGGAUCCAGCUUUCCAAUACUGUUUUACAAAUGAUCUCUGGCUAGGCAAAUAUCCACUCAACUCAGGUGAUGACAAAUUUCUGACACGUUGGAUGGUCUCGCAUGGAUGGAACACUUAUGCUCAGAUUUGUAAAGAAGCUGAACUCUACUCUACGUUCAAAAACAAUUGGCGAUUCUUGAAACAAGUACUUCGUUGGACGCGUAAUACUUGGCGUUCUGAUUUUAGAUCACUUUUUACAGAGCGUUAUAUUUGGCGAAGACAUCCCUAUGUUGCAUUCACCAUGUUGGAUAAAAUGUUCAAUCCCAUUACACUUUUAUCAGGCCCUAUUCUGGUAGGUGUAUUUGCCUCUUUGCAAGAACAACAUGCAGGCCCCACAAACCCUCCAUUGCCUGGAUGGAAUAUCGCUGUUUCUUACAUUGGUUGGCUUCUAUUCACAAGAUUCAUCAAACUCAUUCCUCACUUUUUGAAACGGCCUCAAGAUAUCUGGGUUCUACCUUGCUGGUUAGUAUUUAACUAUUACUUUGCUGUUAUGAAGAUAUACGCAUUGUUCACUUUACACGAAGUUGGAUGGGGAACUCGUGCUGGCAUCGGCACAGAGUUGGCUGCUAACAUUGGUAUGGAUGAAAAGAAUGUAGACAUAGAAAAACGGCAAACGACCAUUGAGGACCAGCAACAUUUAGACAUCAGAAUAAACAUGCCAGAAUCCGAACAUUGUAAUAAUUAUGCACCGUCGUUAACUCAGCACAAUGGACAGGAAUAUUAUGAAAAGCCAACUGUUUCCAUUGAAAAUCCUUUCGCUUCUUCGGAAGAAGAGCUGAUGCCGUCGAACAAAAAUAAAGAGUGUAAUAACAAUAACACAGCGAUAUCAACACCGUCCAACGACAUAUUUAGACCUCAAAUACCUCCUCAUCAUUUAACCACUUGA
Molecule: messenger RNA, 1317 nt
Organism: Mycotypha africana
Lineage: Eukaryota; Fungi; Mucoromycota; Mucoromycetes; Mucorales; Mycotyphaceae
Product: glycosyltransferase like family 2-domain-containing protein
Exons: 1
Coding region: 1-1317 (438 amino acids)
Source: RefSeq, a predicted model, not a curated record